CAUACAACAAUCGUAUUUCUGUACUAGAUCCCGGCGGACCACAAUAUAUUAACAUUAGUUACGUAUAAAAUUAUCCCUGUUAAAUAAAAUCACAAUGAAGUGGUUUAUGUGCUACUUGUGUUUGUGUUUCUGUGGCGGUGUUAUGGGAAAUUUCAGUUUUACGUAUGACAUGGUGAAUUCUUGUAGAGAAUAUACUUGCCAGCACGGCUAUCUAUACGAAACGUUCUUCAGGGCUGAUUCUGAAGAAUACAGACGAGAGAAGUCAGAUGAGAGUCUAGUAUUUGAAAUGCAUAUAGCGAUUUUAGGGGCUAGUAAUGGACAUAUUUUGCUGUCUACAGUUGCUUUUCCACAAGCAAGUGAUCCUGUUUAUGAAAUUGUCAUAGGCGGUGGAGGAAACAAAUUUACCGAAUUACGUAGAAAUUUACGGAGAAACGCCAAAACAUCAGUGAAGACUCACCAAAUAUUAUCUCCAAUUGAGUUUAGAGCGUUUUAUAUUAAGAUAUCUGAAGAUGGGCUCAUAGAAUUCGGAAAAGAAGGAGAUAUUCUACCCAUCUUUAGCUUUAUGGAUGUAGAUCCAAUAACAAUUAAUUACUUCAGUUUUGCCGCGUGGUCCGGGGUGGAAAUUAAAUUCCUUUAUGACUGCCCUAUACCUGGCUCCAAGAGUAAAGUAACACCAAAUUCUCAAGCGGUAGACCCUAAACUAUCAAACUCAGACAAACUCAAGCGCACGUUAUUAUCUGACAAAGAUCCCAUUAUACCACCCUCACCUCAAGUUGCUGUACAAUUGGGUAUUAAGGUUACCAGUGUUGCGUAUGACGCUUUUGAGUCAAAGUUAACCACAGGAGUGUCUAUUGUUAUGAAAUGGACAGACAACAGUAUGGCAUGGAAUCCCAGCAAAUUCAACAAUACAGACAGUCUUACUUUUCGAUUGGGACAAAUAUGGAGCCCUAAGUUCCAUGUUUUUAAUUCAGCCUCUAUCGGAUUAAUAGAUGCUAGGAACCCAGAACUAAUCACGAUGGUCAAUAGUGGUGAAGCGACAUACCACAUGCAUGCCACUAUUAAAACUUGGUGCUUUGAUUAUGGCAAUACUUUGACCAGAUGGCCUCGCGACGAAUAUGUCUGUGCGAUUGUCAUACAACCAUGGGAAGCGCAUGAAAAGAUCACUUUGAAAAAUAUCGAUGUCAAUAGUAUGAAAACUUUUGCGCUAACAGACACGGUCAUACAAAACGCGUGGGAGGUAUCAUCAUCACACUUCAUAGUGAACGUUAGUUCGUGGAACGAAAUGUACCCGACAGACGACAACACAACACACCAGAGCGAUAGAUUCGUGCUCAAAGUGAUCUUGAAGAGGAACGCUAGUGCUUAUAAUAUUGUGUUUUAUACGCCUUUACUGGUUCUAGUAACUUUCGUGCUCCUCUCUUUCUGGACAGAGCCAGUGAAUUUAUCAAGAAUUUGGUUCUAUACUAGCUGCGUCAUUAUAAUUUGUUUGGGAUUGUGCUAUAUUGACUAUAUGGUACCAUGUCACACUGUACCUUCUAUAUUGGUACUAUACAUUACAGUACUAGGCGGUGUGUUACUAGCGAUAUUUAUACAAGUGGCACUAAUGACGUCACUCGCCCAACGGCUCUGCAGGAGCUCCAUAAUGCAGAACAUUGUGACGGCCCAGUGGUUUAGAUCAGUGUUCUGUUUGCCGCAAUUGAAGCUCUGUCACAUCUACGACACGAUAAACGAAAGCAGCUCAAACCAAGAGGACGAUGACGGCACAGUAGGAAAGAACAUAGAAGAAAUGCAGUCAGAUAAAGUUCAGUACAGUGAGACUAGGGAACUGGCCGAGGCGAUAGAUAAAUGUAUGUUCGUUGUUUAUUCUGUGGCGUUUGCUGUUCUUUUGGCGCUGCACUUUUGAGUGUACAAAAUUGAAAUAAAGAAAAUAAAAUUAUACGAGUGUUUUUUUUAUGUGUUUAUCUAAAUCUUGUAAAUAAAGUAGUAAAUGACAUUGAUAGUUUUGAUUGUAAAAUACGAGCUUUUGUGUAGCCAACAAACCUUGUGAAUAAAGUGUAUUUAAGUUACCUA
Colias croceus (clouded yellow) is the source of this 2070-nucleotide messenger RNA. RefSeq names its product neuronal acetylcholine receptor subunit beta-3 (gene NtR). Bases 95 to 1903 code for a protein of 602 amino acids. Gene Ontology annotation, biological process: monoatomic ion transport. The transcript has 12 exons. The record is from RefSeq and is a predicted model, not a curated record. Gene Ontology annotation, molecular function: extracellular ligand-gated monoatomic ion channel activity. NCBI's taxonomy places the organism in Eukaryota, Metazoa, Arthropoda, Insecta, Lepidoptera, Pieridae. Gene Ontology annotation, cellular component: membrane.